This is a messenger RNA of Oncorhynchus kisutch (coho salmon), 8497 nucleotides long. RefSeq names its product homeodomain interacting protein kinase 3b (gene hipk3b). Gene Ontology annotation, molecular function: protein tyrosine kinase activity; ATP binding; protein serine/threonine kinase activity. Gene Ontology annotation, biological process: peptidyl-threonine phosphorylation; peptidyl-serine phosphorylation. NCBI's taxonomy places the organism in Eukaryota, Metazoa, Chordata, Actinopteri, Salmoniformes, Salmonidae. Bases 140 to 3979 code for a protein of 1279 amino acids. The transcript is spliced from 16 exons. The record is from RefSeq and is a predicted model, not a curated record. Gene Ontology annotation, cellular component: PML body; nucleus; cytoplasm.
UGCUGCUGCUGAGCACAACCCGGGCAGACUGUAUACUGUAGUUCUCCGCCGUCCUCCUAAUAACUCCCAUGGAGGGAAUCAUCAGGGUGUGUCUCACUGAACUUCAGAGAGAGGACAACAUCUCCUAACAUGGAGGAGAAUGAGAGUGAAGACAGGUAUGGCCUCACAAGUCUGGAUCUACCCACCACACAUUUAUCAAACCCAGACUAGUGCCCUUUGCAGCGUGAAGAAAGUCAAAGUGGAGCCCAGCAGCUGUGUGUACCAUGAGAGAGCCCAACCGCGGACUUCUCUGAACGGCAGAACCCUUGGCAUAGCGCACCCGAUCAGACUCGCUCCCUCCUUUGCGACCCGAGACUUGGCAGUGGGCGAGAGAACGCGUGGCGGCGGGCAGGAGUUCCCUGUACAGACGGUGGCCGUGCGUGGGGUACGGAGAAAGCAGAACGGAACAGGAGGAACAGGCCCGGAGGAGGCCCAGCAGCCCCAGGACACAGGGCCCGUCUCCUGGCAGGGCAAGGGGCAGGAGCAGACGGACAGAGACAGGGGAGGCAGCAGUAGUGGAGCGACAGGAGGAGGGGGAAGGGGGGAGGAAGGUAGAGGAGGAGGUAGGAAGGAAGAGACAGAAGGUGACUGGGAAGAGGGUGAUUGUGGAGGUUUGAACUUGGCCGACAGCGCUCAGCGAUGUGGGCUGAAACGUAAGAGCGAGGAGCUUGAUAACCGCGGGAGCACCAUGCAGAUAGUGGAGGACCUGUCCAUGUUGCCAGCCAUGAUGCAAACGACCAAUGGGGGGAAUCCAGCUGGGUUGCCCACGGCUGUAGGGGGCGGAGGAGGACCCCCAACCAAACAGGGAGCGGUGGGCGGAGCAGGAGGGGGUGAUGGGGACUACCAGCUGGUGCAGCACGAGGUCCUGUGCUCCAUGAAGAACACGUACGAGGUGCUGGACUUCCUGGGCCGCGGCACCUUCGGACAGGUGGUAAAGUGCUGGAAGAGGGGUACUGGGGAGGUGGUGGCGGUGAAGAUCCUGAAGAACCACCCGUCAUACGCGCGCCAGGGCCAGAUAGAGGUGGGCAUUCUAGCCCGGCUGAGCGGGGAGAACGCGGAUGAGCACAACCUGGUGCGGGCCUUCGAGUGCUUCCAGCACCGCAGCCACACAUGCCUGGUGUUUGAGAUGCUGGAGCAGAACCUCUAUGACUUCCUCAAGCAGAACAAGUUCAGCCCGCUGCCACUGAAGGUGAUCCGACCCGUGCUGCAGCAGGUGGCCACGGCCCUGAGGAAGUUGAAGACCAUGGGCCUGAUCCACGCUGACCUAAAGCCGGAGAACAUUAUGCUGGUGGACCCUGUCAGGCAGCCCUACAGGGUGAAGGUGAUAGACUUUGGCUCAGCCAGCCACGUGUCCAAGGCUGUGUGCUCCACAUACCUCCAGUCCCGGUACUACAGGGCUCCAGAGAUCAUCCUGGGCCUGCCCUUCUGUGAAGCUAUCGACAUGUGGUCCCUGGGCUGUGUGAUCGCUGAGCUCUUCCUGGGCUGGCCUCUCUACCCAGGAGCCCUGGAGUACGACCAGAUUCGCUACAUUUCUCAGACGCAGGGUUUGCCUGGGGAGCAUCUGUUGAAUGUGGGGACAAAAUCGGCACGGUUCUUCUGCAGGGAGUCUGACUCCCCCUACUCAGCAUGGCGAUUGAAAUCGACUGAUGAGCAUGAGACCGAGACGGGGAUGAAAUCGAAGGAAGCAAGGAAGUACAUCUUCAACUGUUUGGAUGACAUGGCGCACGUCAACUUGGUGAUGAAUCUGGAAGGUAGUGACCUGUUGGCAGAGAAGGUGGACCGAAGAGAGUUUGUAGGCCUGCUGAAGAGGAUGUUGUGGAUCGAUGCUGAGAAGAGGAUCGCCCCCGCGGAGGCGCUCAGCCACUCCUUUAUGUCCAUGCAACACCUGCUCGACUUCCCCCAUAGCAACCAUGUCAAAUCAUGUUUCCACAUUAUGGACGUUACCCGCUCUCGUCCCGGUCCUUACGACACGCUCAACCGGAACAAAGCCCCCUUCAUCAGACCGGUGACCACCACCACCACCACAGUUAACCUGACCGGGCCCUUCAGCAAGAUGGCCGCCAUCCACAACCAAGCUUUAGCCCCCUCGGCCCCCUCAGUGAUGCACCCUGGGAUACCGCUCCAAACAGGAAAUGGCCAGUUUGGCUGCAGCGACUCAUUUCAACAGGCACUCAUCCUGUGCCCCCCAACGAUGCAGGGAAUCCCCACUAACGCAGCCAAGCCUCAGGGCUUCUCCGUACGCAUGGAGACUGCUGUGCCUCUGGUCACCCAAGCUCCCUCCAUCCAGCCCCUACAGAUCAGACCUGGGCUCAUCACACAGCAGACCUGGUCUAACCGCCCCCAGCAGAUCCUGGUGCCCGCCUGGCAGCAGGUGACUUCAAUGGCGCCCCCACCAGCCACCAUGGCGUCUGACACUGUGGCAGGCCCACAGAGACUGGGAGAAUGGGGGAAGGUGCGUCCCCAUGGCAACCAAUACAGCUCUAUGAUGCCCCACCACCAUCAGCCGUUCUUAACCAACCAGAUGACCAUGUCUGCCCACCAGCCAAUCAGCAUAGGCAUCGCACACGUGGUGUGGCCACAGCCCUCUGCAAACAAGAGAAACAAGCCCUGCUUUAACAGAGGCAGCAAUUUCACCUACAACACCAACACCCAAAACUCAGUAUGCCAGUCCCCAAAGAUGGCCGACACCACGAGGAAUGUCCCAGAGGAUAGAUUCCCAGAGGCGGGGCGAGCUGCACAGCUGGAACCUGAACCGGAGCAGGUGGAGGAGCCUAGCUGCUGUAAGGCAGGUUCAGACUCUGAAGAGCAGUCUGUCUCUUAUAAGCAGCGGCAGGCCAUGGUGAUGUCUGAUCUGGCCAGCCCCACUGUUACUGUCAUUAGUAUCAGCAGUGAUGAGGAAGAGGAGGAGGAAGAGAGAACACGGAGACACUCACUGGGGGAGUGUAAGGGCAGUGCUGAGUGUGAGGCGUGUCAGAGCACAGUGAGUAUGGAGAGAGUAUGUUCCCUCAGCAGUCCAGACAGCACCCUCAGCACCAGCUCCUCUGCCUCAGCCCAGUCCAGCACCUCACCCUGCAAACGCCCCAACAGUAUGUCAGAUGACGAGCAGGAGAGUGGUUGUGACAUUGUGGACGGCUCGCCUUCCUCCGACUCCUCUGGCCCUAGCAACAGCCCCUUCACCGAACAACGCUACAUCGCCGAUGGCAACCAGAACCGCGGGCCCCGUGUAGCGUGCGUCGCCCCGGUAACGGAGCCCAGAAAGCCGGCGGUGCGCACCAUGGUGGUGCCGCCAAUGAGGUUGCAGAAUAACAACCCCCACCCACACAUCAACGAGACGCUAGGCAACACCAUCUUAGAGUCUUUCCAGUUCAAAGGGCGAGGUAUCCCGGGCCGUCAACCGCACCACUCCAUCCCCCUCCUCAACCGGCCACAGAAGAUCACUGCAUUCCAGCACCAGCAACAGCAGCCCAUGGGCUUUGGACAGCUCCAGCAUUACGGCUCCUGCCACCAGGAAUGGAAUGGAAACUAUGCCCACCGGCGCCCGCAGGCUUACAUCCCCCCCACUAUGCAUGGGCACUCCUUUACCCUACCCCACGGCAGCCCCAACCACACUUCAGGCCCCCGCCAUCACCCCCACGGCCAGCAUACUCUUCUGUCCUACCCCCCCCCUGGGCCCCUGGUCACAGCAGCCCCUGUGGCCCACAUCCUGGCCUCCCCCGGGGCUUCACGGCCCGUCCUGCAGCCCGCCUACAGCAUCUCUCACCCGGGUGGUAUCGUCCACCAGGUCACUGUGGGCAUCAACCCCCGGCUGCUGCCCUCGCCCACUAUCCACCCCCAGGGCCAGUUCAAGGCCCUCUUCCCCCCGCAUCCCUACAUGGCCUCGCCUGCCUACGCCACCUUCCCUCUCAGCCCCACCAAACUCAACCAGUACCCCUACAUCUGACAAGGUGCCGGAGCGGCCCACCCUCCAGAUGCACCUCGCGCCCCCCGGGGGCCAAGCGAGCAGGAGGGGCCGCCUUCUCAGAAUACACAACAAACAACCACAACAUGGUUUUCAUGUCCAGAGCCAUGGCACAACCACAGAGAAACAAGCUAUUUUUAUCAAUCAUGUAGACUUGGGUGCAAUUGAAAUAUGAGCUAUAAAAAAUGUAAUCACAAAGUUUGGGUGGAGGAUGGAGAAAUGGAGGAUGAGGAGGGGGGCAAGGAAGGAAGGAAGGAUGGAAGGAUGGAAUGAUUGAAUGUAGAUAAGUAACUCACUCUCUGUGUUUUGCACAUUUAAUAUACCUUCACAUUAGCUCUUCUACCAAUACUCCUCAAAAAACAGGUGACUAAUCGGGUGGCGUUGCUAGGUCAGACCUUAUCCCAGCUAUUUUUCUAUAUUGCCUUCUGAACGUGUGCAAGACACAUCCACAUUUGUAAAGCCAUCCCAGUCUCUAGCUCGAUAGGCCGACAGGUGCACAUGUUGUCCACGGUGUGUGUCGUACCGCGUUUGAAGUAUUUGUACCUUUUCUCAGUGUCUUUGGUGUUUUAAAAAUGUGGAGUCACUUAACCGAUUUAAAGUAGGGUUGUUGCUCCUCAAGCUGCAUGUGAUCUUGCAUGAGCAGAUCAAAAUGUAAACAGGAAGUUGAUACGUUAGACGUCGCUCUUGUUGUUGGCGUCACGAGACUCGCUGCAUCGUAUACUUGUCCCCAGCCAUAGUGCCUUAUAUAUUUGAGGUGGUUGAUGUUACUACUUAUAUAUAAAUAUAUCCAUGAAUACAUUAAUGUACUGGACUGCAGCACUUGAAGGUCCUACCAGUCCAUGCAUCCUGUGUGUGGAUUUAUAUCCAUGAAUACAUUAAUGUACUGGACUGCAGCACUUGAAGGUCCUACCAGUCCAUGCAUCCUGUGUGUGGAUUUAUAUCCAUGAAUACAUUAAUGUACUGGACUGCAGCACUUGAAGGUCCUACCAGUCCAUGCAUCCUGUGUGUGGAUUUAUAUCCAUGAAUACAUUAAUGUACUGGACUGCAGCACUUGAAGGUCCUACCAGUCCAUGCAUCCUGUGUGUGGAUAUAUAUCCCUGCACAGCCUGCAUGGACGUGAGGUAUCGCUGAUAGCGGUGCUUAUGGUUUGGAUUCGGUGUAUAUUUCAGUGUGUAGUGAGUUACUCUUUUGUUCCUUAGAGAAGGACGACGUGCUUUGCUGUAGCAGAUGCUCGCUGGUCCGUUAUUAAAUGCUCCUUUUCUGUCAUCGUCCUCCCCCUGAAUGAACUAGUGGACAAAGAGCAAGCAUUGAAUAUUUGCUUAAUAUUUCAUAAUCAAUUUCUAUUUAGUGAAACUCUUACUACUAACAGUAUUUGUACUGUUCGAUGAAACUGCAAUACAAUCUCUAAAUAGACGUUGAUUUGUAUUUUUUUGUCUUUGUAUUUAAAAAAAGAGACGUGUUUGAGUUUGUUUUUCUGUUUUCUAUCUGCGUUACCAGUGUGGUGGGCUUUGACUAGCUGAGGACGACAUGCUAAUUCAUUAACAGUAUGGAUUCUUCUAAGCCUGAGCAGACCAUGCAGUAUUGGACACACACACACACAUACAUACACACACAUAUAUAUACAUAUACAUGAGCUAGUCUACUUAGUGCAGACGCUUAAUAAGGUGUGAGUUUGUCGCGUGCAAUUCUCUCAUUUAUGCAUGUGACAAAGUUAACUUUUUUCCCUUUACAUUAUACCAUUUGUUUAAGGUUUAUUGGUGUUGACUGCUUAUUUUCUACAUUCCGUCAGGGAGAAUAUAUAUAUAUAUAUGCUGUGUUUUUGCUAGUUAUGUGCGUUAAGUUUUUUGUCUUUUCAAAUGAAGUUGCUUGUGCAGCACCAAAGACUGUAAUUCAUUUCCUGAGCAAGGUAGCUAGAUAUAUUCUGUUUUUACACAAUAGACCUCUUAUCUAGUAUACUAUAGUCGUAGAGCUGGGGUUACAUCUCAAAAAAUGGUAUUUAAAAAUAUAUAAAAACAUUUAUAAUACAUGGCUGAGGUUAUGUUGAGCUUUUUCCGGCGAUUUCAAUAAGCCAAGACAUUUUUGUUGAAUGUAUCAUAGAUACGCUGCUAUAUGAUCCACAGCUGUGAAAUUAGCUGAAUUAGUUCAAAACUAGCGUUCCUAUUUUUGUAUAGGUCCCUAAUGAUCUGAAAUAGAAGUGGUUUUGAUUUUUGUGGGUUUUUCUGCGUUCAUGUUUGAAGCGUCAUUGUAACUACUGUAUUGCUGAUGGACGUUAGUUGCAUUCGUUCUGGUUUUGGGGGUCUGGGUGUUUUUGCAGUAUUUUAUCCUUAUUAACCGUUUUGGGCUCGUCACUGCAUAUAAAUGGAUGUAUCGAUGUCAUUUCAUUUUUGUAUGUUUUCAUAUUGCCGUUUUGUAAACAUGUAAAACUAUAGCUUGCAAGAUUGAUUUAACUUUCUUCAUUAUGGUAGUAAUUUGAGUAUACAGUUAUAAUAGCGUCUGUUAUGUAUGGCAGGAGCACUGUGAGGUAGCAGGACACUCAAUGGAAGGCUUACAGUAUGUAACAUGUUAUCCCCAAGUCACACCACUAACAACCUGUCAGUAGUCUGCUAGUAAGGGGUUGUCGUAUUGACUCCUCAUGGUCCCGCGGGGAAUUGAACACAAAAUAUGUCUCAUUUAGCCCAAAGUGUUUGUUCCCAUUCAAUAUUUUAUCACUUUAAAUGAUUAUUUCCUUUUAAAAUAUGGAUUUUACGCAAACAUUUAUAUCUGUUCAGUAUUGUCACUGUCUGUGACAUGAGUGGUUCCCAUUUCUACAUUGGUUCCAUAUUGGAAUAAUCUGCCUUCUGUUUGUUUAGGAGGUUUCUCCAUUGUAUCGCUCUCCCCUUUAGAAGUGUCUCAUAACAGAGUGGUGUUUAUCAAUGGAAGUCUCUGGGCAUAUAUGUUCUGUACUGAUGUUCAGACAGUGUGAGCAGCACUGUGCUUGUGCCUUGAGAAUCAGAGGGUCAGCGAAAUAGGGACAGGGACGAUGUUAGUCCCUUAUACGGUAACAGUACCCCUCUCCUCUACCUGCUCUGUGUUGGAGGGGGAGGAGGGGUUGAGGAUCUAACAAAAAUCCAUCUUGCAGAAUGAAGUUAGUAAUGAGUUAGUAAUGAGUUAGUAAUGAGUUAGUAAAUGGCCACUUGACCAAAAAUCACCUACAGAAAAUGGAGCGUUUCACACCCGGACUGUCAUUCAACCUCUCAUACCAGGGAUUAGGAAAAGACUUGUUUGAUGAGCGUUGUCAUGACAGUAGUGUAGAAGGCAUAUGUGUUUAAUAGAUAUAGGCCAACAAAGUUUCUCACACACACACACACACACACUCUCACUCUCACACACUCACACACACUCACACACACCGAGAGGCUCUUUGAGUGACGUGCUGAUUUAACAGUCCUCUCGAUAGUCACUCUUGUUGAACAGUAAAUGCAAUACUUUAACGUUAUGGUCUUUGUACCACCAAGUGUUCUUACAUCUCCUCCUGCCAGCUCCGAUACUGUGCAUAUACACCACCGAGUCAGCUGCACUAAUCUGUGGGGAAAUACUGACUCCAAGUCUGUCAUUUUCACCAUUGUCAAUAGACUAAACACCUUGCAACCAUGACAGUCAGAACCAGUGGAUAACACAUGGUGGACUCAUUGUCAAUAGACCAAACACCUUGCAACCAUGACAGUCAGAACCAGUGGAUAACACAUGGUGGACUCAUUGUAGGACUGAGUAGUUAAGGAGAACUCUGAACUGAGUCCAGAGGACUUCUAGACUUUAACCACAAACUGUUGCUGUUCACAAAGGGCUGAUUGACCAAACAGAGUCUGUUAAUAUAAGACGCUAGAGAAUUGCUCUGGAAUAGAUAUUUAGUUUGCGGUGUGUUAAGGAGCUCUCUGGAGAUUAUUGUGGCACCACUUGAAAUUCACUACUCUUGAGGAGCGUAAGGUAUUACACAUUUCAACACCAAAAUAUUGCCGGACAGGUGUUUUAUCAACCAUGUUUUCAGUUUCAUGCUUUUGUUAUGACAUCUUUAAUUUAGGUAAAAAGCUGAAAUUACGACAAGGCAUGAACUUGGCAGACCUGGAGUGCUUGAUAUGUGUGUUCCAGUGAUAUAAGCAUGUUAACUGUAACUUUAUUCCUGUGUAAUGGUAUUCACCAGCAAUGCGCCUGCACAAACUCUCCCACACUUAAAAACAAAGAUGGAUACAAAGUAUGAUCCUAGACUGUUUGUAUUUCUCCAGUUAUAACUCCAUAUGACAACUACUGGACACAUGAAAGAACCGUUUUCAGAGAACUCGUACAACAUGUUUGAGAUGAAACGUAACAACAGAAGACAUAGCAGUUUGUAAAAUGAUCCGUAUGAUUCAUUGCUGAUUUUGAAGAAUCCUCUAAUCUGGUUGUGAAGAUGUUGAUUCAGGGUCUAUGUGUUCGUUCAAUGUGUUACUGUGUUACACUUCAAUAUUUACUAUUUGGUUUCCAUCA